CAGUAACAUAAUACCGGCGGACUCUUCGGAUCAGUGGCCCGAACGACGAGGGGGUAAAUCGAGACUGUUUUACAGGCUACACCAUGAGUCAAGGAAAGGACAAUGCACGACUCCGAAGCUAUAAGAACAAUUCACUUAACACAGACGAGAUGAGGAGGAGGAGGGAGGAGGAAGGCCUGCAGCUACGCAAACAGAAGAAAGAUGAACAGCUGUUCAAACGGAGGAAUGUGGCCACAGUGAAGGAAGACUGCACACUGGAGGAUGAUGGGAUGUCAGACAGCGGCUACCUGGAAUCGCAGGCCAAUAACAUGGAACAAAUCACGGGUGGUGUUAUAUCUGAGGACAUGACCCAGAUGAUCUUCUCCAGCUCUCCAGAACAACAGCUUAUGGGAACACAGCGCUUCAGAAAGCUUUUGUCUAAAGAGCCCAACCCCCCUAUUGAUGAGGUCAUUGCCACACCCGGUGUAGUGGAGCGCUUUGUGGAGUUUCUGAAGAGGAAGGAGAACUGCACACUACAGUUUGAAGCAGCGUGGGUCUUGACAAACAUCGCCUCUGGUACGUCUCACCAGACACGCGUAGUGAUCCAGGCUGGUGCUGUGCCCAUCUUCAUAGAGAUGCUCAGCUCUGACUUCGAGGAUGUCCAGGAGCAGGCGGUGUGGGCGUUGGGGAACAUUGCAGGAGACAGUACAGAGUGCAGAGACUACGUGCUGGAUUGCAACAUCCUUCCCUCACUUAUACAGCUCUUGACCAAACAGAAUCGCUUGACUAUGAUGAGGAACGCAGUGUGGGCUCUGUCUAAUCUGUGCAGAGGCAAGAACCCACCUCCAGAUUUUACCAAGGUGUCACCGUGCCUGAGCGUGCUCUCCUGGCUGCUCUUUGUGAAUGAUACAGACAUUCUGGCUGAUGCGUGCUGGGCGCUCUCCUACCUGUCUGACGGGCCCAAUGAAAAGAUCCAGGCUGUUAUAGACUCGGGCGUGUGCCGCAGACUGGUGGAGCUGCUACUACAUUCAGAUUAUAAGGUAGUCUCUCCUGCGCUUCGGGCUGUGGGGAACAUCGUCACAGGAGAUGACGUUCAGACACAGGUGAUCUUGAACUGUUCAGCCCUUCAAAGUCUCCUUCACUUGCUAUGUAGCCCUAAGGAGUCCAUUAAGAAAGAAGCCUGCUGGACAAUCUCCAAUAUUACUGCUGGGAACCGGGCACAGAUACAGAUGGUGAUAGACGCAGGUUUGCUUCCUCCUCUUAUCACUAUCCUUCAGGUGGCUGAGUUCCGGACGAGGAAGGAGGCGGCGUGGGCCAUCACCAAUGCCACAUCUGGGGGCUCUGCUGAGCAGAUCAGGCAUCUGGUGGAGCUGGGUUGCAUCAAGCCUCUCUGUGACCUUCUGACCCUGAUGGACUCCAAGAUUGUGCAGGUGGCGCUGAAUGGCCUGGAGAACAUCCUCAGACUGGGAGAGCUGGAGGCCAAGCGAGGAGGAGGAAUCAACCCGUACUGCGCCCUCAUCGAGGAAGCAUAUGGUCUGGAUAAGCUGGAGUUCCUGCAGGGCCACGAGAACCAGGAGAUCUACCAGAAAGCAUUCGACCUGAUCGAGCACUACUUCAGCCCUGAGGAUGAGGAUCCAGCCCUGGCCCCUGCUGUCGACUUGCAGCAGCAGCAGUUCCUCUUCCAGCAGUGCGAGGCUCCCAUGGAAGGCUUCCAGCUCUGAGCACCAGAAAAGCCACAGCAGAGAGAGUUCUUAAUAUCUAUAAUGAUUAUAAAGAGUGUGACGUUGCAAGAGCCUGUGUUGCUGGUCGACUUCCUUAACCUUUACCUUUCCUGCUCCCUUCACACCUGCUGUCACUGGUUUUGAAGAACGGCUUCAGGAAAAUCGAACCAGAUUAAUCCAAAAAAUGACCACCAGAGCAGCUCUGGAACCUUUGAAAGACUCCCGUAUUGGCCACCUUGCAUUAAUUCCCACCAUGGACACCCCCCCCCCCC
Neoarius graeffei (lesser salmon catfish) is the source of this 1972-nucleotide messenger RNA. RefSeq names its product karyopherin alpha 1 (importin alpha 5) (gene kpna1). Gene Ontology annotation, molecular function: protein binding; nuclear import signal receptor activity. Lineage: Eukaryota; Metazoa; Chordata; Actinopteri; Siluriformes; Ariidae. Gene Ontology annotation, cellular component: nucleus; nucleoplasm; cytoplasm. The record is from RefSeq and is a predicted model, not a curated record. Gene Ontology annotation, biological process: NLS-bearing protein import into nucleus; postsynapse to nucleus signaling pathway. Bases 84 to 1700 code for a protein of 538 amino acids. The transcript has 14 exons.